Molecule: messenger RNA, 3411 nt
Organism: Hyaloperonospora brassicae
Lineage: Eukaryota; Oomycota; Peronosporomycetes; Peronosporales; Peronosporaceae
Source: the annotation of a GenBank genome assembly
AUGUUCCUGGGCGACAAAGAGCUGGCGCGUGGAGACAGACAAAGCCGGCAAGGCGACCGCAAGCGUGUGCUGCAGCUGGCGAGGGAGAAGAGGAAGGCAAGGAUACGAAAACAGGAGCUGGAGGUCGCGGCGCAGCACAUACAGAGGUUUGUUCGCGGACGACUCGCGGCUCGACGCUGGCGGACGCAGAUGCGCGUUGAAUGCGAUCAGAAAUUGAGCGAUGUCGACCAGCUGAAGGUCAUUCUGCAGCUUCCUGACAUGGCGCUGCCGUACGACUCUCUUUUUGAGCUGCUCCGUCUAGUGGUAUUAUUCUAUACUGGAAGUCGCGAAGACGCCGAGAGACUCCUAAGACUAAGCUCGCUGUUUGCAGACUCAUUGGCUGCUUCUUCUGAUGGGAUCAACGAUGCGGGAGACGGACAGCGAGACUGGCUAUUACGACGACUCAUCGAUUUGUGUCUGCAGUGUAGUUCGGUGUCGCCCGCUGACACAAAAGUCUUCGCGGGAUUCAAGACUGUCCGAGAUUUGACCGUGGCGCUGCCUGAGAUGCAGCGAUACUUGCUGUCUGACCGAAUACUUGUCUUUCAUCCGAUGCAACGAACUCGAAGGAGGCUAUACAGCGAGAUGGACAGCGCUCUGGUGAUACAAAUAAUGCGGCAAGGCUUGAUAGGUGCACGGGAAUAUCUUCCUGCCACGUACCAUGUCGAGGAGUCUGUCUAUUGCAACGCUCUGUUGGAUUUUGUGGUGCACCUUCUUAUGACGACUGGCAAGAUUCUGGAGCAGUCUGUGAUGGAAGAGAUCUUUUCGGUACCACUUCUGAAUCAGUUGGUUGGCAUCGAUCGGCUGCUCAAAUUUGCAAACCUGUCGCUGUGGGACAGACUGCUUAGCGCAGGUCUACACAUGUCAGUGUUUGACUUCCCUGCUUCACCUGUUGCUGGGAUCACAUCGGAGGCGUGGUUUCUUGGCAACGUCCUUUGGAUAUCUAACCGUGUGGAGAACAAAACGGACCUCGUUGUGCUAAAGGAAGUCCAGCUCCUCUCAAAACUGCUUCAAUCCGUCCCACCCGUAACAUACGCUGCAUCAGGAGUCGCUGUAUCGUGGACUAAAGUGUCCGAUUCUCAUUCCGUGCCCGUGGUGUUUCCAGAAGCCCUAAACGAGCAGCUACAGAUUUUGGUGAACGAUCGGUACUUGCGGUCAAUGUGCAACCACCUCCUUCCAUUUUAUCCGAGCGCUCUUCGCUUCCCACUAACAAUUCAAAGGCCGGCGCCGAUGUACCCUGGUGCACCUACGAUUGCGGAACAAUUUGGUUUUGGUGACAUCGCGUCGACGUCGUCACUGUCAACAUCGCUUUCAGUGACAUGGCAGAAAAUGAAGUCAAUUGGAAAGGCGACAUGGGCUCGCAGUUUACUUGAAAAGGCUGGACUACGUCGAAGACAGGAGGGCGACGAAGACCUUGCAGUUGGUGGAACAUCAGAACUGCAGAAUACCACCGAAGAGGCACGUCGAAUUGCUGCAAAAGGGGUUGAUAGUCCAACGGAGACUCUGGAUGUUCAGCGAGCGGGAAGUCUGAAGCUAGUCGAAAGCAAUGAGCCGUUCCUUCUGGAGAAUAUCAAGGCCUUGUCGUACCUUUGUGGCACAUUUCUAUUCCGAUGGGGAAAUAACGGCUGGAGGCAGCGAUCUUACUCGACACGUCUGCUUAACACACUGGCUUUCUAUCAUGUUGAGGUUGCGGGAAGUGGUGCGAGUGUCCAUAACGUAUCUCUCGUACAUAUGCUGUGGUGCGUGUUGCAAGACAUGGAAAGGUUUGACGAUUUUAUCAAGAAUAUGGAUAUGUUGCAUGCCCGAAGUUCAGACCCGUAUGUGUGUAUGCUGGCGCUGUUUUGUAUGUGUUACGAACACCUCCUGAUUGUCGUGGAUGAUGAAGAGAUGUACGAGCAAGAAUAUCCACUUCCCCUGUACCAGAUUGAGCGCAUCGUUCUAUGUCUGAAGCAUGCGCUGCACGAGGCAUAUUGGACGCAUGCCGAUCUUGCUCCGUCUUCGAACUCAGUCGCCUUUGGUAUGUUUGUCGUUGAGGCGGGUACCCGUUUAUUGAGAGUGCUGUACAAUCGGUGCUCUCGCCGGCCUUUUUGCAACGUCUCGAGCUGGAUCAUUGCGGAGCUUGAUAGUCGUCAGCUGAUCGACGAGGUGUUGCUCGGCACACCUCGAGCCAACAAGCUGAUCCAGUCGAUGCCUUACCUUGUGCCAUUUCCUGACCGGGUCAAGCUGUUUCAGCGCCUAGUCAAGGCUGACAAAGAGGUUCAUCAAAAUGAGAGCAGCUCUGUGUACCGCAUUCGUAUUCGUCGCGGUGCUGUCCUGGAAGACGGUUUGAGGAAACUCAACACGAUUCGGACGAGUCUAAAAAAGCGAAUCAAUGUGGUUUUCGUCAACUCUGCCGGUCGCGAAGAAGUCGGCAUCGAUGCGGGAGGACUCUUCAAAGAGUUUUGGGAAGACCUGGCGACGCUUGCAUUUGAUCUGCAAUACGGGCUUUUCCUGACGACGCAGGAUCAGCUGCUGUAUCCCAACCCCAACUCCGCCUCGAGUCACUUCACGCGCGAGAGCGAUCACUUGACGAUGUUCCAGUUUGUCGGCCGGAUCCUUGGAAAGGCGCUGUAUGAAGGCAUUGUGGUCCAGCCUAAGUUCGCGCACUUCUUUCUGUCCAAGCUGCUGCAUUCGUUCAAUCAGCUGAACGAAUUGCCAUCACUGGACCCUGAAAUUUAUAAGAAUUUGAUGUUCCUGAAGUCGUACGACGGCGAUAUCGAGGAUCUAGGGCUGACUCACACGAUUGUUCAAGACGCAUUCGGCGAGCAAAAGGAGAUUGAGAUUAUUCCAGGCGGAGGCAACGUGCCCGUGACGAACCAAAACAAAACGCGCUACAUUCACUUGGUUGCGAACUACUACCUCAACACACAAACGCGCGAACAGUGCUCAGCGUUUCGCUUGGGUCUAUCCGAUCUCAUUAACCCGCGCUGGCUCCAAAUGUUCAACGAGCCCGAGCUCCAAGUGCUCAUUUCGGGCAAGAGCGGCCAGAUCGACGUCGAUGAUCUCCGGGUCAACACUCGUUACGCUGGCGGCUACUAUGUGCUGGACAAACGGGUGUCGUGGCUAUGGCAAGCCGUAGCCAGUUUCAGCCCUUCCGAGCAAGCAGCUUUUCUACGCUUCACCACGAGUUGCCAGCGCGCGCCGUCGCUCGGGUUUGCAUCGCUCACACCUCAGUUUUGCGUGCAGAAGAUCCCGAUUCGACGCGACGAGGAGUUGCUGCCAAGCUCCUCGACCUGUUUCAAUACGCUCAAACUACCUACGUAUUCGUCGUACAAGGUGCUUCGGGCCAAGUUGCUCACCUCCAUCUCAUCCAACGCUGGGUUUGAAAUGACGUGA